This is a messenger RNA of Scophthalmus maximus (turbot), 1738 nucleotides long. Its product is annotated as cytochrome P450 2J4. Gene Ontology annotation, molecular function: heme binding; oxidoreductase activity, acting on paired donors, with incorporation or reduction of molecular oxygen, reduced flavin or flavoprotein as one donor, and incorporation of one atom of oxygen; iron ion binding. The coding region runs from base 140 to 1654 and encodes 504 amino acids. NCBI's taxonomy places the organism in Eukaryota, Metazoa, Chordata, Actinopteri, Pleuronectiformes, Scophthalmidae. The transcript has 9 exons. The record is from RefSeq and is a predicted model, not a curated record. Gene Ontology annotation, biological process: xenobiotic metabolic process. Gene Ontology annotation, cellular component: cytoplasm; intracellular membrane-bounded organelle.
AUAAACCCUGCUCUAUAUCACAGUAUAUAGAGGGGAAAUCUGUUUUUGUCACCUCUGUGAUAAGGUGAAUGUAAAACUAGAAAACCUAUCGGGAUCACUGCAGUUUUCCCAGUGGACCCAGUGGUAGCAGGUAGUGAGGAUGGACCGAUUCUUUUGUGUGUCACUAUCCUCUGUGUGGUCGUGGCAGGACAGCCGCAGUCUGCUUGUCUUCACUCUAGUCUUCUUGGUGAUAGCAACAUAUUUAAAGAACCGUCGGCCCAGCAGCUUUCCUCCAGGACCCUGGGCUCUUCCUCUUGUGGGGACCCUGUUCUCCGUAGACUUUAACAAUGCACAUAAAGACAUGACUGAGUUAGCAGAGAAGUAUGGGAAUGUGUACAGUCUGAAAAUGGGCUCUUCGUGGAUCGUGGUGUUGAAUGGCCUCAAUGCCCUGCAAGAAGGUUUGCUCACCAAAGGAGACAUCUUGGUUGACCGACCAUUAUUUCCGAUCCACACUGAUGUGCUCCCCGACCUGGGUAUUAUUUUCAAUAAUGGAUAUAUGUGGAAACAGCAAAGGCGAUUUGCCCUCUUCACUCUCAAAUACUUUGGACUUGGCAAGAAAUCCCUGGAAUCAACCAUACAGGACGAAUUUAAUUACAUGUCCAAAGAGAUGGCUAAUCAUAAAGGCAAACCCUUCAAUCCACACCUCAUUAUGAACAACGCUGUCUCCAACAUCAUCUGCUCCCUGAUUUUUGGUCACCGCUUUGAGUACGACGAUGAGAAGUUUCUCACUUUGAUUAAAAUGAUCGAUGAAGGAACUCAAAUUGAGGGCUCCAUUUGGGCACAGCUGUACAAUGAGUUCCCCAUGCUGAUGAGACGUUUGCCGGGCCGACACCGCACCCUCCAAAAGCUUUAUGGUGAAAUAUUCAAGUUUAUGAAAAUAGAAAUCAAUCAGCACAAGAAAGACUGGGACCCCUCUGAGCCCAGAGACUUCAUCGACUGUUACCUGAAUGAGAUUCAUCGGAACAAGAAGGACGGUGAAGUGGAUGCUGGUUUUCAUGAGGACAACUUGGUGAUGUGUUCGUUUGACCUGUUUGGUGCUGGCACUGAGACCACAUCGACCACCCUGCGCUGGGCUUUUCUCUACAUGGCAAAGUACACUGAGAUUCAGGAAAAAGUCCAGGCUGAAAUAGACAGAGUGAUUGGACAGUCCAGACAGCCGAGCAUGGAGGACCGUGCAAACCUGCCCUACACUGACGCUGUCAUCCACGAGGUCCAGAGGAUGGGCAACAUAGUUCCUCUCAGUCUGCCUCACAUCACCAACAGAGACCUCAAGCUGGGAGGCUACACUGUCCCAAAGGGUGUUACGAUUAUUCCCAAUUUGACCUCGGUGCUGUUCGAAAAGACCCAGUGGGAGACACCCCACGUCUUUAACCCAGGACACUUUCUAAACCAGGAGGGCAAAUUUGUGAAGAGAGAUGCUUUUGUCCCUUUCUCUGCAGGUAAGCGGGUGUGUCUCGGGGAGAAUCUGGCCAGGAUGGAGCUCUUCCUCUUCUUCACCUCCCUCAUGCAGCGCUUCACCUUCUGCAUGCCUCCCGGGGUGGAGCCUGUGCUAAAGCCCCGCGUUAGCGUCAUUCUCUCACCCAGCCACUAUGAAAUCUGUGCCACACUACGUUAAGCAGCUAUACUCCUCCUCGGGUUGUGAUUCAGAACAUUAAUGGGGAUAUACUUGAAGCAUCCUCAUAAAGCUCUUCAGACGCAU